Messenger RNA from Candida dubliniensis CD36, 1320 nucleotides. Its product is annotated as ubiquinol--cytochrome-c reductase subunit. The transcript has a single exon. Gene Ontology annotation, biological process: aerobic respiration. The record is from RefSeq and is a predicted model, not a curated record. NCBI's taxonomy places the organism in Eukaryota, Fungi, Ascomycota, Pichiomycetes, Serinales, Debaryomycetaceae. Gene Ontology annotation, molecular function: metal ion binding; metalloendopeptidase activity. Gene Ontology annotation, cellular component: mitochondrion. The coding region runs from base 1 to 1320 and encodes 439 amino acids.
AUGAUUCGUGGAUCAUCAGCUUUAAAGAGUUUGACAUCUCGUCGUUUAUAUACAACUGGUAUUAAAUACACUACUUUGUCCAAUGGUGUGACAGUUGCAACUGAAACCAACCCAGCAGCUAAAACCUCAUCAGUAGGUUUAUUUUUCGGUGCUGGUUCAAGAUCAGAACAUUCACACUGUAAUGGUGUUUCUGCAUUGACCACCAACGUUUUAGCCUCACAAUCUGCUAAGGGUAGUUUGUUGACUGCCAAGAACGAAAGAGAAUUCAAUGGUAUUAUUGCUCAAACCACCAACGACAACAUCACUGAAGCCGGUAAAUUAAUUGCUUCCAUUGCCUCCAACGCUGUUGAUACUGUUGAAAAAACCGACUUGACAAAACAUAAACAAUACUUAUCUGCUCAAGCUAGUGCUGUUGAAGCUGACCCAAGAUCCAAAGUUUUGAGCCACUUGUACUCUUCGGCCUUCCAAGGUUAUUCUUUGGCUUUGCCAACUUUGGGUACUACCGAGUCAGUUGAAAAUUUGGAAAACCAAGACUCUUUGCGUCACUUGGCCAAACACUUGGUUAACAACAACACGGUCAUUGCUGCCUCUGGUAAUUUUGAUCACGAUAAAUUAGCCGAUGCCAUUGAAGCUAACUUGAAGAUUGCCGAAGGUGUUAAACCUGAAAUCAAGCCAGCAUCUUUCUUGGGUUCUGAAGUCAGAAUGAGAGACGACACUUUGCCAAAAGCUUAUAUUUCCAUUGCUGUUCAUGGUGAAGGCUUAAACUCACCAAACUACUAUUUGGCCAAAGUUGCUGCUGCCAUUUACGGUGAUUUCUACUUGCAUUCUACCAUUGCCAAAUUCACUUCGCCAAAAUUAGCAUCUAUUGUUCAAGAAUACAACAUUGUUGAGUCAUACAACCACUACUCUAAAUCAUUCUCCGACACUGGUAUUUGGGGUUACUAUGCCGAAAUUGCUGACAAAUUUACCAUCGACGAUUUCACCCACUUUUCAUUGAAAGAAUGGAACAGAUUAUCUAUCUCAAUUUCCGAAGCUGAAGUUGCCCGUGCCAAGGCCCAAGUCAAGACUGCUUUGGCAAAAGAAUUAGCUGAUUCCUCUGCUGUCACCUCUGAUAUCGCUGAAAAGGUCUUAUUGGUGGGCCACAGACAAUCAUUAAGGGAAGCAUUUGACAAGAUUGAUGCCAUUAAAGUCAAUGAUGUUAAGGAAUGGGGUAAAUCCAAGGUCUGGGACAGAGAUAUUGUUAUUUCCGGUACAGGUUUGAUUGAAGAUUUGUUGGAUUACAACAGAAACAGAAAUGAAAUGGCCAUGAUGAGAUGGUAA